AUGCUGGGCAGCGAGGAGCAGCGCGGCAUCAUACCACGCGCCAUCCAGCAGAUAUUCGCCAGCAGCCGCCAGCUCACCGCGCAGGGCUGGGCCUUCACCAUGCAGGCGUCCAUGCUCGAGAUCUACAACGAGGAGUACAAGGACCUGCUGGCCAGGAAGGCCGCCACCAAGAAGCACAACGUCGUCCACGACGCCAACGGCACCACCAACGUGUCGGACCUGACGCUGGUGGACGUCAACACGCCAGAGGCGGUGGACGCGCUGCUGGCGCGCGCGAUGGAGAAGCGCAGCGUGGGGUGCACGCAGAUGAACGAGCAGAGCAGCCGCAGCCACAUGGUGUUCACCCUGCGCAUCGACGGCGUCAACGCCAGCAGCCAGCUCAAGGUGGCCGGUGUGCUGAAUCUGAUCGAUCUGGCGGGCAGCGAGCGCAUCAAGGAGAGCGGCGCCACGGGGCAGCGGCUCAAGGAGGCGCAGAACAUCAACAAGAGCCUCUCCGCGCUGGGUGAUGUCAUCUUCUCCCUCGCCAACAAGGAGUCCCACGUGCCCUUCCGCAACUCGAAGUUGACCUGGCUGCUGCAGCCCUCCCUGGGUGGCGACGCCAAGACGCUGAUGUUUGUGAACGUCAGCCCCGCCAGCGAGUACGCCAACGAGAGCCUCUGCUCCCUGCGCUUCGCGUCGAAGGUCAACGCGUGCGAGAUCGGGGUCGCGCGGCGCAACGUGAAGACCGCGUGA
Molecule: messenger RNA, 732 nt
Organism: Monoraphidium neglectum
Lineage: Eukaryota; Viridiplantae; Chlorophyta; Chlorophyceae; Sphaeropleales; Selenastraceae
Product: Kinesin-1
Exons: 7
Coding region: 1-732 (243 amino acids)
Biological process (GO): microtubule-based movement
Molecular function (GO): microtubule binding; microtubule motor activity; ATP binding
Source: RefSeq, a predicted model, not a curated record